AUGUCACUAUUUUGCUACAUUACUACUUUGCCGAAACUUGCACCGAAGUCACAGAGGAUUUUGACGAAUGGCUUCCCGGAUGGUGGAUUGCUACAGAAGGAGCGUGGACACUGUGGAGAUCUUCGUAAAAUCAUGAAACAGGCGAACGCGAAAGCCCUUAUAAAUGCCAAUCCAGUGGUCCUCCUUAGCGCCACGAACUUGCGAAUACGAAUCGAAAAUGUGUUUAAUCGGGUUAAACGACUUCGAGCUGCUGUAACUGCUAACUCCACUGCGCUCGAGGCGGUGUUGCCUCCGAAUUGGGAAGAAAAAAAUCCCAGUAAGGACAUUGUUGGUGAAAAACCGUUAUCUACCAAUCCUCCCUCUGUUACAACCUACGGAAAUUCCAUCAAUGACAGAUCGCUACAAUCGGUAGGAUCACUUGCCAUGCCAGCUACGUCCUCAUCGUUUCAUAAUAUCAAGGAUGUAAACGUGUCAGUUCUCUUGCAUCACGACGAGGUAUUCGAUAAGGACAAAGCCUAUUCAAAUAUACAUCAAGUCAAGCUUGAUGAACGGAAAAUGCUUGGAUGUACUUCUGCAGAUGCCUCUAGUCCAAAAAUUCCGACGAAAGACGAACUUUCGAUUCCAAAAAGUGGUUUGAGGAUCAUUGACUUGAACUUUGAUGUCUCUCCGGAAACGGAACAGCCAUGCACUUCAAAACAGCAAAUUUUUUGCGAUGGUGAUGAAAAGUAUGACGAAAUGAUGGACAGCAAAGAGGAUCUGAGUGAAGCUGGAAUAUUUGUUCAAAAGCUGCUCAACAGGAGGGAAGAAAGGAUUGUGCGGAGUGAGUAUCCUCAUCUGCAGAAAGUGAAGCCGCUUAAAAGCAAUCGUGAGGAAAUGGUCGUGGAAGUCAUAGGACGGAAACACUCGCUUGGUCCAUCUAUGUUCAAUAGUUUUUUCCAUUUCAAUAUAAGGAAUCCAAAAAUCUCGUCAGCAACAUUCGAGUCGUAUAUCUAUGGCCUUAAAAGGAUAUUGAUUUCUGAUCUUAGUCGUGCAACUCCCGAUAACGGAUUUGUAACAGUAGGCGUAAUCGUACGGCGAGAAGCUCGCAAAAGUGCCAAUGGGAAUGAUUAUGUCGUGUGGGAGCUGCACGACCUGAGGGAUUGUCAAAACAAGUGUGUGCGCCUACUUUUGUUCGGAGAUGCGUGCAAAGAGCACUGGAAAACCCAAGCUGGUGGUUGCAUUGCAGUAAUGAACCCGCAAGUCAAAGUGGAUGAACACAUUGUGGACAAAAAAGUCAAAUCAAAUGCAGAUGGCGUCACCUUGAAGGCUUUCAAGAGAACACAAGUAAUCGAGCUCGGUGUUUCGAGUGAUUUUGGCAUUUGUAGGGGAGUGAAGUUAGAUGGACAGAGGUGUAGUAAAUUUGUCAACAUCUCACUAUCAGACUUCUGUGUACAUCACGUCAUGAAAGAAGCGCGAAAGUUAUCCGCUAAACGUGGGGUUUUCAACAGUGUCGCUUCGCACUCACCAAUUAUGAAGUCAGCUAAUUCCAGUCUUUUGAAUAAAGUUAGAAAUGCAAAAUACAAAGUGUUGUCACCGCAGAACUUCGGAACAAAGUUGCAGAGCUUGAUGCAUCCAAAAACGAGCAGCAUCGUUGUUCCUUCGGAGCAGAAAACGACCACAAAAUCAGAAGAAAGGGUACUAUUGGACGGAAUAAUUAAUGCACAGGCCCAUUCGCUGGCUGCUCGUAACAUAAUAGCUGCUGUGGAAUCAAGAGCGAAGCAUGUUGUGCAGAGAGCUCCUCACGAUCGCUUCUCAAUGGCGGAUUUCAUCAGAAAACAAGAGGUAGUGAAUGUUCAGUCUACGCCACAUGUGCCACAACUCGGUUAUGGUCUUCGAAAAGGAGAGGUAGUUAGCUUGGCUGCCCAAAAGGUCGAAACAGCUAGGAUGCGGGCUGCUGUUAUCUUGAACCAAGAGAAGCUGGGGUCCUUCAAAAAGAAGCCAGUGAAGCGCCACUACGACGAGCAAGAAACUUACGUGACGGCGCCGAAGCGAUUCAAUCUAUAUUUCCCCGACGAUGAUGCGAAUCUAGAGACAUUGUUACGGAGAAGGAGUAUGCAAGACUCCGAAGUUGGCAAGGCUCACGGAGUUGCUGCACAGAAACACUUAGAUGUGCUGGAACAGCAAGAAAAGGUCGAAACGUUUAUUACUGAAUGCAUGUCAGUUAAGGAUGUGAAAGUAGUGAGCUGCAAAAAGUGUGACUACACUGCGCAGAAACAAAGUGAGUUAUGUAGGAAUGAAGGUCACUGUGUCACAUUUACAACAGCGGAAAAACGAUUCUUCAAAUGUAACUCCUGCCAUAAACGCACGGUCGUCUUCAGCAGGUUACCAACAAAAUCUUGCAAACAUUGCUUCGCCAACGAUUGGGUGCGUGUGGCAAUGAGAGAUGAGAAAAAAGUCAAGUUAGAAAACGAGCAGCUUCUCCUUCGUGGCGAAGAACGGAAGUUUGUGAAUUCAUGA
Necator americanus (New World hookworm) is the source of this 2496-nucleotide messenger RNA. RefSeq lists its product as uncharacterized. NCBI's taxonomy places the organism in Eukaryota, Metazoa, Nematoda, Chromadorea, Rhabditida, Ancylostomatidae. Gene Ontology annotation, molecular function: DNA replication origin binding; single-stranded DNA binding. The record is from RefSeq and is a predicted model, not a curated record. The coding region runs from base 1 to 2496 and encodes 831 amino acids. The transcript has 21 exons. Gene Ontology annotation, biological process: DNA replication; DNA replication initiation. Gene Ontology annotation, cellular component: nuclear replication fork; nucleus.